GGCACUUGCAGUAGAAAGACAAGAGUUGAUGAGAAAGAAGCAGUAGACUCCUUCCUCUCUGAGAUUUAUGAGUCAAGUGUUCUUGUUUGGGUAAGGGUGUAUCACAAGGAUUGGAUGGCAUCAUCUCACUUUGGCAUAUACUUAAAGAAACCAUGAGAUUCUCGUGUUGCCUUAGUCGAAAGGUAUCAACGCCGGUUGAACCAUCACCUUACUCCAAAGCUUUCACUCUAUCCCGCAACUCGAACUCAUCUCGCUCACCAUCCAUCAUGAACCACGAGCGAUACGAAGAACGCCUAGACCUCGUCAAGAGCGUCAUCCACAGCUACGGCCUCGAACCCGUCGACAUCACCCCCAUAGACUACGAUGAAACGGCCCCCUUCGCCUACAACAACUACAUCUACAAAAUCGCCCUCUCCGCGCCCCUAACACCAUCCUCCAUCCCUCAUGACCGCCGCCGCCCGUACACCCAGCUUCCUCCCGUACAAGGCACUUCUACGGUGGUAAUGCGCAUCGCGAACCCGAGAGCAGAAGGUGUCGUCCAAGAUAACCGCGUCGAGAACGAGGUCGCGGCGAUUCACCUCGCGCGCGGGGGUCUGGGUUCGUAUAAGCCCGAGAUUGCGGGGCUCGUGCCGGCGUUGUAUGAUUGGAGACCGUAUCGUCCUUCCGAGAUCACGGAGACGGAGGCGGCGGUGGGAGAUGGAGCGGGAGGUGGCAGCAGUGGUUAUGGGUGGAGUCUGAUGGAGUUCAAGCAGGGCGUGCCGCUGGAUACCGUCUUCCGGGACAUGGAUGACGGGGAGAAGGGCGGUGUGCUGGGCCAGAUUGCGGAUCUGGUUACGGGGAUCCAGAGGGUGUCUUUGCCGGAGAGUGUGAAGUCUCACGGGGGACUGACGAUUGAUGAAGAGGGGAGGAUUGUGGGUGGUGCCAUGACGACGGUGAAGGGCGGGCCUUGGGAGCGGUAUAGCGAUUUCUGGAAGGCGAGGUUGGCAAUUCGGCUGGAGGAUGCGGAUGCGAGUCCCGCGCUAGAGGGGUGGAGGCCUAAUGGUGUGCGGGAGCGUGUUGAUCGGUUCCUGGAGUCUGGUCUGGAGAGGUAUCUUGAUGGGUCUGGUGUUGAUGUUGGGAAGUUGGCUCUCAUUCACGGGGAUCUGACUACGAACAACACCCUCUACGAUCCAACCACCAAGAAACUCACCUCCAUCCUCGACUUCGACUUCGCCUUUGUCUCCCAUCCCUGUCACGAAUUCUUCACGUCGCUAGGCGACGUCGGCGGCAACACGGGCGGCGGCACGGGGCGUGACCCGGAUCUCAGCGGGGGUCUGCUCGGUAAAGCGAUGUUGACGGGCGACUUUGACGGGAUCGGGGGGAGUCUGCCGCAGGAGGCCGCGGGACAGCUCACCACGGCACGGGCGUGGGAUAAUGCUUUGAAGGAAAGGGGCGCGGUGCGGCCCAGUGAUAUCAAGGGCAUGGCUGCGCUUGAUGGGUUGAGGAAGUUGGAGGCGCUGGCGUGUCCUUUUGCGUUGGAGCAUCCUGUCAUGUUAAAGCGGAAGACGAGGGAGGAGAUCGAGGAGAUGAGGGCGGUUGCGGAGCGGGAGCUUGUUGGGUGUCUUGAGGGGUUCGGGUAUUAGGUGAUGACCUGGAGGUUUGAGGUCUUGAGGAAUGAAUCCGUUAGAGCCGGUUCUCUUCCUCGGAGUUGAGUAAUUGAGUUUGUGGUACCCACGUUUCCUCAUGUAUACCAGGGCCAUUUUCAAAUAGGUUACCGCUGGGCUUAGAAGUCUGGGCUGGCAUCCGUGACACGGGAAAACAGCGCUGAAGUCUCGCCAUCGCUAGUGCUAUGACUUAUAUACGACC
This is a messenger RNA of Colletotrichum scovillei, 1845 nucleotides long. RefSeq names its product phosphotransferase enzyme family protein. The record is from RefSeq and is a predicted model, not a curated record. The transcript has 3 exons. Lineage: Eukaryota; Fungi; Ascomycota; Sordariomycetes; Glomerellales; Glomerellaceae. Bases 153 to 1622 code for a protein of 489 amino acids.